Molecule: messenger RNA, 5497 nt
Organism: Lotus japonicus
Lineage: Eukaryota; Viridiplantae; Streptophyta; Magnoliopsida; Fabales; Fabaceae
Product: protein REDUCED CHLOROPLAST COVERAGE 3
Exons: 24
Coding region: 277-5301 (1674 amino acids)
Biological process (GO): organelle organization
Cellular component (GO): cytoplasm
Molecular function (GO): protein binding
Source: RefSeq, a predicted model, not a curated record
AGAGAGAGAGAAGGGAUAUCAGCUUAUUAGCAACAAGGAGAGGCCAGAAUUGCUCUCAAAUCCUGAAAAAGGUUAAAAACUUGAUGACCCUUAUCCUAUCUUCUUCAGGACAAUUCACAAUAUAACAUGCUCUUCUCAGCAACAUAAUUUUUCUUUGUUCUCAUUUCUCAACCCAUAUAAAGUCUUCCUCUCAUUCAUCAUCAUUCACUCAGUCACUGUUUUCUUCUUUUUCAGCACCUCACUCAGCAAUUCAUAUUGUGUCCAAAGGGGGUGAAAAUGGCCCCAAAAUCAGGGAAAGGGAAAUCAAAUAAAGCUAAGGCAGAGAAGAAGAAAAAAGAUGAGAAAGUUGCACCUUCUCUUGUUGACAUCACUGUGGUCACUCCUAAUGAUACCCAGCUUGUAUUGAAGGGUAUCUCUACUGAUAAGAUACUUGAUGUAAGGAGGUUGUUGGCUGUAAAGACAGAGACAUGCCAUUUCACAAAUUAUUCUUUAUCUCACGAGGUUAAAGGGCAGAGAUUAAAUGACAGAGUGGAAGUUGUUACCCUAAAGCCAUGUCUUGUAACAAUGGUUGAAGAGGAUUACACAGAGGAAACCGAUGCAAUUGCACACGUGCGAAGGCUCUUGGACAUUGUGGCCUGCACAACCAGGUCCGCAAAGCCCAAACGAAGCCCGUCAAACGCAGACUCAAAGCCUAAGAAAAACGGAAAAGCCCACAAGACCAUUACGAGCCCACCCGCAACACCCAAUGGAGAAUCCCGGGUCGGGUCACCGUCGUCGGAACCGCCGGCAUCGCCGAUCUCGGACAACGUCGGCAUGGUGGCCAUUCACCCAACGCCGAAGCUCUCAGAUUUCUACGAAUUCUUCUCGUUCUCUCAUGUCUCUCCCCCGAUUUUACAUUUGAAGAGAUGUGAACUGAAGGAGGAAGAUGAUAGACGCAAAGGAGAUUAUUUUCAGCUUCAGGUGAAAAUCUGCAAUGGGAAGGUAGUGGAAGUGGUUGCUUCAGAGAAAGGGUUUUACAGUGUGGGAAAGUUGUCUCUGCAGAGCCGCACUUUGGUUGAUCUUCUGCAACAGCUCAGCAGAGGUUUUGCUAAUGCAUAUGGAUUGUUGAUGAAAGCUUUCUUGGAACGUAAUAAGUUUGGCAAUCUUCCAUAUGGAUUCCGAUCAAACACAUGGCUUGUCCCUCCAUCUGUUGCUGAGUCUCCUUCAACCUUUCCAGCUCUACCUGCUGAAGAUGAAAACUGGGGUGGUAAUGGUGGUGGCCAAGGAAGAAAUGGUGAAUACAAUCUGAGACCAUGGGCAACAGAUUUUGCAAUAUUGGCUUCUCUUCCUUGCAAAACUGAGGAGGAGAGGGUGGUCAGAGAUAGAAAAGCUUUUUUGCUUCACAGUCAGUUUGUUGAUACCUCUAUUUUUAAGGCGGUUGCGGCCAUACAGCAUGUCUUGGACUCCAGGCCAAAUAUGAAGGAUGAAAUGAAUUCUUCUCCGGGUUCAAUUCUGCAUGAAGAUCAAGUUGGGGACUUAUUGGUCUUGGUCAAGCGCGAUAUCCGAGGUGGAACUAAAAAGUUUGAAUCUUCACAGAAGGAAUCCAGUACACAUAAGGAGAAUGCUAAGAAAAAUUUAAUUAAAGGGUUGACUGCAGAUGAAAGUGUCGUCGUUAAUGAUACUUCUUCUUUGGCUGUGGUUGUUGUACACCAUUGUGGAUACACAGCAACAAUAAAGGUUGUGGGCAAUGCGAACGUGAGGAUGCUUCAAGAUAUUGAAAUAGAUGACCAGCCAGAUGGAGGAGCAAAUGCUCUUAACAUCAACAGUUUGAGGCUACUGCUUCACAAGUCUGGAACUGAGUCAUCAGAAGGGACUUCAUCGUCGCUAUCAAAUUUGGAUGACUUAGAUUCUUCCAACUAUCUUGUUCAUAAGGUUGUUCAAGAAUGCAUGGAGAAGAUAAAGGAGGAGCCUAGUGUUUCAAAAAGCUCUAUUCGAUGGGAACUUGGUUCUUGUUGGGUGCAGCAUCUUCAAAAACAGGAAAACUCUACAGAUAACAAUUCUGAAAACAAAGAAGAUAGCAAAGAAGUUGAAGCUGUUAAAGGUCUUGGAAAGCAAUUUAAACUUUUGAAAAGGAGAGAAAAGAAACCAAGUAGUUUGGAUGGUCCAGAUUCUAUGGAGGAAAAUGAUUCUACACCUGGAAAUGUGAAUGUAGGUGCUGAUAAAGUUGAGCCAAACAAAGAUGAGUCAAGUAGCUCUAAUGAAUUGGAGAAGCUACUUUCUAAAGAUGCAUUUUCACGUCUCAAGGAAUCUGGAACUGGUCUUCAUAUGAAGUCAGUAGAUGAGCUUAUCAACAUGGCACACAAGUUUUAUGAUGAAAUUGCCUUGCCGAAGCUGGCUACGGACUUUGGAUCACUUGAACUUUCUCCUGUGGACGGUCGCACACUUACUGACUUUAUGCAUUUAAGAGGUUUACAGAUGCGAUCUUUGGGUGAAGUGGUUAAACUUGCAGAGAAUCUUCCACACAUACAAUCCCUUUGUAUUCAUGAGAUGAUUACUCGUGCUUUCAAGCAUCUUCUUAAAGCAAUUAUCGCAUCUGUUGACAAUAAAGCAAACUUACCUUCAGUCAUUGCAUCGGCUCUGAAUUUUGCACUUGGAGGGUGUCCAGUGGAAGAUACCGACCAAACUUUGGGUGGUGAUCAUCAUCUUAAAAUUCAGUGGUUACGUAUAUUUUUGUCCAAAAGAUUUGGAUGGACAUUGAAUGAUGAAUUUAAACACUUGAGAAAGUUAUCAAUUCUCAGAGGGCUCUGUCACAAGGUUGGAUUGGAAUUGGUCCCAAGAGAUUAUGACAUGGAAUCCCCCAAGCCUUUUGGAAAAUAUGAUAUUAUCAGUCUGGUUCCCGUUUGCAAGCAUGUAGGGUGCUCCUCUGUAGAUGGACGCAAUUUAUUGGAAUCUUCCAAAAUUGCUCUAGAUAAAGGAAAGCUUGAGGAUGCUGUAAACUAUGGAACAAAAGCAUUAGCAAAGAUGAUGGCUGUUUGUGGUCCUUAUCAUCGAAAUACUGCAAGUGCAUAUAGUCUUCUAGCUGUGGUUCUCUACCACACAGGAGAUUUCAACCAGGCCACCAUUUAUCAACAAAAGGCCUUGGAUAUAAAUGAGAGGGAGCUUGGGCUUGACCAUCCUGAUACAAUGAAAAGCUACGGGGAUCUUUCUGUUUUCUACUAUCGCCUGCAACACAUUGAGCUGGCUCUGAAGUACGUUAAUCGUGCUCUAUUCCUCCUUCAUUUUACGUGUGGGCUGUCACAUCCAAAUACAGCUGCAACAUAUAUAAAUGUGGCUAUGAUGGAAGAGGGCAUAGGAAAUGUCAAUGUGGCCCUUAGGUACUUGCAUGAAGCUCUUAAAUGCAACAAAAGAUUGUUAGGAGCUGAUCAUAUACAGACUGCUGCAAGCUAUCAUGCUAUAGCUAUAGCUCUUUCCUUGAUGGAAGCAUAUUCUCUGAGUGUGCAACAUGAGCAAACUACAUUAAAGAUACUUCAAUCAAAGCUUGGGUCAGAAGAUCUUCGUACACAGGAUGCUGCUGCAUGGCUUGAAUAUUUUGAAUCAAAAGCCUUGGAGCAGCAAGAAGCAGCUAAAAAUGGAACUCCAAAGGCAGAUACAUCUAUCGCAAGUAAAGGUCACCUUAGUGUGUCAGAUCUCCUGGAUUUUAUAAGUCCUGACAGCGUGUCAAAAGCCAAUGAUUCUCAGAAGAAAAGGCGUGCAAAGAUAGUUCCAGUAAGUGAUAACAACUGUGAAGAACAUGUUGAUACAGUAGCUGAUGAGGACAUUCUUUUUGAUAAUUCAAAUGAUGCUAAAACUACGGGAGAAGGGAAUAUAGAAGAAAAAAAUGGCACACGUGAUUCAGAAGAACUUAAAGAAAAUGGUGAUCUCACAAGGUACACACCGGUGACAAGUGAAGUUGUUUAUGAGACAUCAUCAGAUGAAGGUUGGAAAGAAGCCAGUUCAAAAGGACGUUCAGCAAAUGCUGCGAACCGCAAGUUUGCACGCAGACAACGACCUCAUCUAUCAAAGCUCAGCAUCAACGGUUCUGAUAGGGGAAUCAGUUAUAGGAAUGACAUUGCUUCACCGCUGGAAAAAGGAGCUCCAAAAGUUAUUGCAGGCAUGUCAUCUCCGUCUAGACAAUCAAAAGCUCGAAACCUAUCUUUGAAGGAGGACUCUGUUAAUAAACAGACAAAAGCUCUUCUGUCCAAAAAUUCCUCGGCUCCAGCUUCUGUAAGUCCUUUGGCUUCAAAGUCUGUAUCUUACAAAGAAGUGGCUGUGGCACCGCCAGGAACAGUCUUAAAGCCAUUGUUGGAAAAAGGUGAGAUAGAGAGGGUAAGUGCUGAAAAUGAGAUAUGCAGCAGUUCAUCUGUGAUGCCAUUAAAUGAAGGCUCCAGCCAAAGUUCCAUCAUUAAUCCAGUUUCCCAGGAAGACAAAUCAGAGGGAACUUGUGAAAUUGAAUCUCAACAAGAAAAUUCUGAACCGGAGCUUGAGACAGUUUCCCUUGCAUCUGAUAAGGCAAAACUGGCUGAAGCAAAUUGUAGUAAGCUUUCAGCUGCUGCCAAACCGUUCAAUCCCGGAACACUGUCCUUGUCGCACCAGUUAAAUUCAGCAUCCUUCACAACCAUUUAUGACGCAAAUGUUAGCCAAGCCGUGCUUGUGGAGCCUGUGCUCCCCCCUGCAGCUGCCAGGGUUCCUUGUGGGCCUAGAUCACCUCUAUAUUACAGAACCAACUACGCUUUCCGCAUGAAACAUGGUUCUACAAAAUUCCAUACUGUCAGGGAAAGAAGUGGAUUUGGGGCUCCAAGAAUUAUGAAUCCUCAUGCACCUGAAUUUGUUCCUAGAGGUGCGUCUCAAACAGAGACUGGUGAUUCUGAAAAAAAUAAGCUAGAUGAUAGUUCUCCAAAAAAGAGCAUAUCUGAAUCUGAGAAGUCAGAGAUAGCAAGGCAAAUAUUGCUCAGUUUUCUAGUAAAAUCUGUUCACCAAAAUAUUGAUUCAACGGACGAAUCUAAAGUUGGUGAUAGAAAAAUUGAGAAUUUGGGAAAUUCUUCUGAUGACAUAGCAAAAGACAGCGCUGUCAUAAAAAUUAAGUAUGGUAAUGAGGAAAAAAACAAGACAGUUACUCAUUCACGUGAAAGUGAGGAGCAAGAAAAAUUAGAUGUAACUGGGAAAAAGGAUGGAGAUAGUGAAGGGUUUGUAGUUGUCACAAACAAGAAAAAAAACAGGCAGAAGAUCACAAAUGGAGUCUCAGAAUUGUACAACCAGCAGUCCAUCUGUGCUUCGGUUCGAUGAACACAAUCACAUUGCUCCAAUGUUGUUUGUCCAUAUGAGACUGUCUGGCCAAGACUCUUGACAUCAUAUUGUUAAUAGUAUAUAAUGCCAUGCCAUAGAAUUUUGGUCGUUGAGUUCAUUUUGUUUAUUCUUCAUAAAGUAAGUUUUGUCCUGAUAUUUAGAAAUUUUGUUUUAUCAAUAAAAAUCUGAUUAGCAA